AGUGACAACGUCCACCUCAACGGUGGGGUUACCACGAGAAUCGUAGACAGAGCGGGCGUGGAUCUUGGUGAUAGGCAUUUUGAUGAACGAUGGCCCAAAAUGAAUGAUGGAUGCCAGCAGGUGAGCAAUGGAGUCACCGGUCAAUCACAAACCUUUGGGGCGGCGAAAAGAGUAAAACAACAACAGCGAACGGAGCUACUGAGAGGUGACAAUUGGGAUGGAAACAGCUGGUUCUUGUAUUCUACGCACCGGAAAGCUCACGGCCAGUUCCUCCGGAUCUUUCCAAGGAGAUGGUGGGGCAGCAACCUCCUGUUUGUUGGCUCACGAGGUUUCAUUACGCUCUACAGCGAGAUCUCCCGUACUCCCUCGGGGUAAGGCGGGUGGCAGGAGGCCCUGCGAGAAUCAAUUCGAAUCAUCUAUAAUGGCGGUUAUCAUCGUAGCCUAUCCUAUACUUCAUCCAUCGUGAGCUCUCUGGAAGCACCAUAAUAUUGUAGUUAAGUUUUUGUGACGCAAUUGACUCAGGAGCAUUCUGUGCACUUGUUCAUACCUGAGUCUAGAGCCAUUACUGAAUGUAAAGAGCUCUGACGUUACUUCACGGCUCUCCCUUCU
Aspergillus versicolor CBS 583.65 is the source of this 609-nucleotide messenger RNA. RefSeq lists its product as uncharacterized. Lineage: Eukaryota; Fungi; Ascomycota; Eurotiomycetes; Eurotiales; Aspergillaceae. The coding region runs from base 100 to 375 and encodes 91 amino acids. The transcript is spliced from 3 exons. The record is from RefSeq and is a predicted model, not a curated record.